AACUUGCCAGAGUACAUGGCUGUGGGUUACGUUGACGGCCUUCCCAUUUCACACUACGACAGCGAGAGCGGGAAAACAAAAGUCAAACAGGAGUGGAUGAAGAACAUCACAGCCGAGGAGCCUCGCUACUGGGAGGAAGUGACACAGAUCAAUAUUGCUAAUCAGCAUAGCUCCAAAGUCCACAUACAUACUUUUCAAGAGCGCUUCAACCAGACGGGAGGUCUUCACAUGAUCCAGGAGACGGGUGGCUGUCAAUGGGACGAUGAGACCGACCAGGUGGAUGGUUGGACUCACCACGCUUACAAUGGAGAAGACUUCAUAUGGUUUGAUUUGAAGGGACUGAGAUGGAUCGCCGUCCAGCCGCGAGCUGCCGUCACCAAACACGAGUGGGAUCGAUUGGGACGUGUAGAACACAGGAAGCAUUACAUUACCAAGAUUUGUCCUUCAUACUUGAAGAAGUACGUGAGCUUCGGGAGGGACGUCCUGAUGAGAACAGAACUCCCGCGGGUGUCCCUGCUGCAGAAGACGGCGGGCUCGCCGGUCACCUGCCACGCCACCGGUUUCUACCCCAGGGCGGCCGUCCUCUUCUGGAGGAAAGACGGCAAGCAUCUGGACGAGAACGUGGAGAUGGACGAGAUCCUCCCCAACCACGACGGGACCUUCCAGACCGGCGCUCGCCUCCUCGCGGUGGACGAAGGCGCUCGCUACGAGUGCGUCUUCCAGCUGGACGGCGUCCCGAAGGACGUGGUCACCCCGCUGGACCUCGCCGAGGUGUUGAGCAACGAGCGCAUAGAAGGUGAGACGCCGCAAGCAAGGAGAAAGACGGCGCUGGCCGUCGCCAUCCCAUCGGUCCUCCUCUCUCUGGGUGUCGCCAUCACGGUCUUUGUCGUCAAGCGUAAACAAGCCAAAUACACGCCAGCUCGUAAGUAA
Messenger RNA from Nerophis lumbriciformis (worm pipefish), 930 nucleotides. The record is from RefSeq and is a predicted model, not a curated record. NCBI's taxonomy places the organism in Eukaryota, Metazoa, Chordata, Actinopteri, Syngnathiformes, Syngnathidae.